AAAAACAAGCAUUUUUUGUGCAAAGAAAAGUUGAUGCUACGGUUUAAAGUGGUUUGUUCGUUUCUGAAUUGAUAAACGUUUUACGUUACUAAGAUAAAUUUUAUCUUAAGUUUGUUUGUGUUGCGUAUUGAUAGUAAAUAAAACAUGUCAAAUCCAAGUACAGUUGGAUUGGCAUUAUAAUUUUCCUAUAAAUUUAUUCCCAGACCUUGUGUAUCCUGUUUAUUAUGCUUCCAUAAAAAGAGAUAUUUACGAAACAAGAAAUGUUUAUGGUAUAAAAAUGGAUUCCGGAACUGAUUGGUUAUGUGAAAUUUUACAAAAUGUACAACUCGAACAAUUUUAUUUACCCAUCCGCGAUCAACUACAAAUCACUAGGCUUGCACAUUUUGAUUAUGUCCACACUGAAGAUUUAGAACGAAUUGGUAUAAGCAAACCUGGUAUUCGUCGACUACUAGAUGCUGUACGAAAAAAGAAAUUGCAAUUAUGGAACAGGAAAUUUUGGAAUAAACUCUUUGGCUCUUCAGGUUCAGUUUCAAAAGAAAAGACAGAGAAUAUAUUAAGACCUCAACCACAGACUGAAGCUAGAACUACAUGCAUUAUAUUAGAAAAAGAUAUUGUAUUACACAAUGAGUUAGGAAAAGGAUCAUUUGGGGUAGUACGCAGAGGUGAAUGGAAAGUCUCGGAACUAAAUCAAACCAUAGCUGUAGCAGUUAAAGUCUUAAAGGCAGAUGCAUUUACACAGCCUGGAAUAUAUGAUGACUUUAGAAGAGAAGUAGAGGCUAUGCACAGCUUAAAACACCCUAAUCUCAUAAAGUUACACGGUGUAGUCUUCCAUCCAUUGAUGAUGGUCUGUGAAUUAGCAACAAUGGGUGCUUUGCUUGAUUAUAUUAGAGCUCAAAAUGGAAAAGUGUCGUUGAACUACAUAUCAAAAUGGUCGGGACAAGUUGCAGCUGGCAUGGCUUAUUUGGAGAAAAGCAGAUUUCUACACAGAGAUCUUGCAUGUAGAAAUAUUUUAUUGUCUAGUUUAGAUCUGGUUAAAAUAGGUGAUUUUGGUUUGAUGAGAGCAUUGCCAGACGCAGAUGAUUGUUAUGUGAUGAGUGAGAGACGGCGUGUGCCAUUUCCCUGGUGUGCGCCAGAGUCCUUGAGGUCGCGACAAUUCUCACAUGCAUCGGAUGUUUGGAUGUUUGCGGUUGCAUUGUGGGAAAUGUAUACUUUUGGGGAUGAACCUUGGAUAGGGCUAAAUGGUUCGGAGAUAUUGCGUCUGAUAAUGCGCGAAGGACAGCGUUUAUCGGCUCCCGUGGCCUGCCCACCUGACGUCUACAUGUUGAUGAUGCAGUGCUGGGACCUAAACCCAAAAGAACGACCGACAUUCUCCGGUAUAUUACAGUAUAUGGAUGUGAAUAAAUUCGAAACUGCUCUUGCUGAUUUAAGCUACAGAAAGCAAGGUCAGAUGUCAAUAGAGGCAGGCGACGCCAUUAUUCUGAUUGAUAAACGUAUCGAGUUGCAUUGGUGGAAGGGGCAGAAUCAGCGAACACUAGAAAUUGGAUUAUUUCCUAGUACAAUCGUAACAGUAUCGAGGAAUAAGAAUGUCCAAGCUGUCAAGAAAGCUCAAACAUUGUCGCCGAGCAGACGAAAUUCUACCAACACUCCACCAGUGACGGCAGAUGAAUCUGUGAUCCUUCGCAAGCGCAGAACGAUAGAAUCGACUCAACCGACGACAACACGAGCCGGGAACAACGCUAGCAAACACUUCAACUAUAAUAAACUUACGAAUGACAGGACAUUGCAGAAUGAAAGGAAUGCGAGGGCAGCCAGAGACAACCAGGCGAAGAGCCUGAGUCAAGUGAAGGAAGACCUCCUCAUUGACUUAGACCUUCCGCCGGUGACAGGUGGCGCCACUAAAUCAGCCAAUCAGAAUCUCUCGUUACUCGACGAACCCAUUGAUGUACCUGAAGUUGGACAAGAAGCGGACUGGGGUCAGCAAAGUAUAGAAAGCCUUCCCACCUAUUCAUCCAAUGUCCAAACCCAACCGAAUCUAUUUGGUGCUAAAUCAUUAGACAAUCUCAAUUUUUCCACGCCUAGUACAUCUAUACGAAACGACCCAUUCGACACGUCACAAUUCUCAAUAUCCAGACCUUACGAUACUCGACCGAAUUAUGAUAUAAAUGAUACUCAAGAAUCUCAUACCUAUCCCAAUCUAAGUUAUAAUAACGCCGUAUCCACUCAUACAAAUCCCAAUUCGGAUUUAAGUGUGACAAAUUCCUUGGCCCAAAUCUCAUUAGACGAUAGAAUAUCGGACUCCCUGAAUCUCAGAUCGAAAAACACGAAUCUUCAAAACAGCGGUCCCUCUACGUCUGACGAUUUUCCUGUGUACAAUAACUUCGAUAUUAACCCGGAGUUUGCGUUGGAGACCUUUGAUUAUUACUCGAAGUCGAAUAAUCAGAGCGCAAAUUACGAGAAGAACAUAUACGUGCCGAAUGAUGAGAGCGAGAAAUUGAGGAAUUUCAGCGAACAGCUGGAGAAUUCCAAGAAUUAUUCGGCUUUUAAGUAUCAGAAUGAUUUGGGGUAUGGGUACGGGGCGUCUACGUCUCGACGGGGUUACGACGAAGUGGGCGAUAACGUGUAUAGUGAAAUCGAGAGUCGGUACUACGCGCCUACGUAUACGAACGCGUGCUUGUACGACGAAGUGUACGAACCGACGCCCAGACCGCAUCGACCUGCGCCGCCUUGCCCCUCCAAACCGAAAUGAUCUGGUAUUUUUUUUAAUUAAUAGUAUGUCACAGUAGUUCUAUCAACGUAUAGUUCGAUCGUCUUGGUACUUGAAAAAAAAAAUUGUGAAUAAACGACGCGUAGGAAAUAACAUUUUUGUGUGUUCUCAUAGCUAUUUUUAUAUUUAUACUAACUUUUAUGUUUGACUUCCGUUUUCAUUUAUCCUGUCUUUGUAGUGUUUAUAUAUGUUUCUUACUAAUGCCGAUGUUUUCUCAUGUUCUUCAAGCUACUAUGUGGUGCUUCAAAUACUUUCUGUUUGGUUAUUAACAAAAAACGAACUAUUUAAAAAUUAAUGAAUCUUAUUUUGACACAACUAUUGAGGGUAAUUAUUUAAAUUCGAGGGUAGGUCAAAUCGUGGUAAAGCUAUGUUAAAAACUUACCUUGCCUCCAAAAGUAUUCAAUGUAAUUGGAAGUGAGACUUUAAAACGCCGCGGCCGGCGAGUCUCGUUAGUUUGUGAUUGGUCUAACGGAACAAUACAUUAGCUUGGUUCUAGUCUUAAGAUUUUGUUCGUUUGUGAUUACUCUAACGGAUUACGUAACAAUGAAUAGAAAGCAAAUUUAGUUUGAAAAAUGUUAAUGAAACUACAUCGUACGUUUUUUGCCCAUACAUGGCGAGAGAAAAUGCACUUUUAAUAAGAGAAAAUCUACUUCGGCGCAGCUGAUUAUAUUGGAAAAGUUAUACAACACCCCGACUUAUACCUCGCAUUUCUUUACUCGUGACUAACUUCGGAGCAGGUAUACGUGAUAUUCUGAGUAUAGUUUCAGUGCUAAAGUUUAACUUACGUAUGACACUCAAUAGCUGAUUUAUAGGAGUGGUACGUAGUCGAAAUAAAAAUGUUUCUUCGGUAAAGACAUUAGAAAUGAUAUUAUGCCUACAAAUACGACAAUUAUUUUAAAGAAUAUGUAUUGAAGUAUUGUAUUUUUUGAGAUUAUUUUAAUACUAAAAAAGUUUAAGUUGUGGCAAUUCGCUAAGAAUUUUUGUUAAAAGGUUCUUGUAUCUUCCUGGAUUUUUGUCUCGUAUUAAGACAGUAUAAAGUAAUGAAACUGUAACAAAUAACAGGCAAGUGCAUGAACUAUUUUAAAUAUAAAAAUAUUAGAUUUAUUGAAAUUUGUUUAAUAUUCGGACUACGUCUUUUUGUAAAGCUAACAAAUUGACGCGCAGAAAAAACAGCCAGUCAGGUGGAACAUGUAUCUUUAGUAUAGACAAUAAUUUAUAUUAUGCCUUCCAAUACGACACUUAUUUUAAAGAAUAUAAUAUAUUGAAGUAUUGUAUUUUUGAGAUUAUUUUAAUACUAAAACAUGUUCAUAAUUGAUGUAUAGCUAAUGAAAGUUAUGGCAAUUUGCUAAGAAGGCUAAUAAUAAUGUAAUUGAGAGGUCUAACGGAGCAAUAGAUUAGCUUGUUUCUGGUCUUAAGAUCUUGUUCGUUUGUUUAACGGUCUUGGUCUAAUGGAACAAGAGAUUUGUUUGUCUCUUGACUAAAUAUAUCAUUCGUUUUUAAGUGGUCUAACGGAACUAUAGAUAAGCUUCUCUCCGGUCUAAAAAUCUGUUUUGUUUACGUUUGGUCUAGCCAAAUAAGAGGUUUGCUUGUCUCUGGAUUAAAUAUAUCAUUCUUUAACGGAACAUAGAGAAGCUUGUCUCUGGUCUAAAGAUCUUGUUCGUUUGUGAUUGGUCUAACGGAACAAUAGAUAAGCAUGUCUCCGAUCUAAAAAUCUUGUUUGUUAUUGAUCUAACGGAACAAGAGAUUAGCUUGCCUGUAAACAAAAUAUAUCGUUCGUUAUUAAUUUGUAUAUCGGGUUUAUAGAUUAGCUUGUCUUUAAAGAUAUUGUACGGAAAAAUGCGGCCGCGUUUCGCCUUCCACUGUUAGUUUAUCGGUGCCUCUUUAUGUACCUGCCUAAGUUUGAAUGUUUAUUUUUAUAUAGAUAUAACUCGAAUUUGAUAUUUUAGUUUAAAUGUAAAAAUGUACAGUAUUGUAAGUAAUUAUUGGCAGUUUUAAUACCCAUACGUGUGUAUAACGCUUAUAUCACAAUAAAGAGAUUCUUAUGAUU
This is a messenger RNA of Pieris rapae (cabbage white), 4811 nucleotides long. RefSeq names its product activated CDC42 kinase 1 (gene Ack). The coding region runs from base 278 to 2746 and encodes 822 amino acids. Lineage: Eukaryota; Metazoa; Arthropoda; Insecta; Lepidoptera; Pieridae. Gene Ontology annotation, biological process: protein phosphorylation. The record is from RefSeq and is a predicted model, not a curated record. Gene Ontology annotation, molecular function: ATP binding; protein binding; protein tyrosine kinase activity. The transcript is spliced from 10 exons.